AUGACUACUGCUAGUAUUCCAGGUAGUGGAAAAACUAUAAUUGAAGAUAAUAUUCUAGAUGAUGAAGAAAUUAUGGUUGAAGAUGAUAAAGAAACUAUAAUUAAAAAAUGCAACGACAACAACUUACCAAAAUUUAAAAUUUUUCGCAAAUUCAUAUAUGUAUUGGCUGCUCUUUGCUAUGUUUCAUACUCGAUUUAUUUAAUAAUCCAACUUGCUACAGAAUACCCAAUGGUUAUUACAAAAUACAAUUUUGUAAACAAUAUAGAUGUCCCGAGUUUCUUUGAAAUAUUACGCUGUGAUACCAAACUUAAUAAUUCAACCAACAUCCAAAAUGGAUGCCAAAAAUACAUUUCUGGCCCUAACAUCACUGAGGGCGGUGGUGAUCAGUAUUGUUGUUAUACCUUCAAAGCCAACAAAACCAUACAGUAUAUACAUGGAAAUCCCGAUGACUUGAACAAGUUAAAAUUUUAUUAUAAGAUCGAUAAUGCAACGGAUGCUGUGAAAGAAAAGAUUGGUGUAGCUUUAAUUCAAAUAAGAGUUUCUUCACCUGACUUACUGGAUGUCAGUGAAAUGGAUAAAGCUGUUCGAUCAAGACUUGAACUUGACUGGAACUUUAUGCCUGGAAUAAUAGGACACGUUUCAUUGAUCAAGUUCAAGACAAGUAUAUAUAAAAGCAUACCACCUUUGGACGUUUCUGCCAUCAUUGGACUUGGGCCCAACUAUGCAAUUACUCCGAGAUAUGAUUGCAUAGUCAAUUAUUUUCCCCUUAACCAGAAUCCACCUGUACCAGAUGGAACCAAUGGCUAUUUUUCAGUUGCUGCUGGGGAUUUUGUACAAGAAGAAAUUUCUGAAAAACGGCAACGUAACAAAAGUUUGGAUACGUGGGGUUUUGCAAGAAGAAUUGCAGUGAAUCCAUGGUAUUUGAAAGAUAUUUUGGUAAAUUUUGGAUAUACAAUGAUAGGAAGACGACCAGAAAGUAAAACAAUCAUUUUAAAUGAUGAACAGUUAAAAGCUGCAAUUCCAAGAAAAUUCUUGGAUACUUCAUUUUUUUCAAAUUCUCAAGGUUAUAGUAUUUUGAUAGAUCCUCGAGAACCUUAA
This is a messenger RNA of Entrophospora candida, 1098 nucleotides long. Lineage: Eukaryota; Fungi; Glomeromycota; Glomeromycetes; Entrophosporales; Entrophosporaceae. The record is from the annotation of a GenBank genome assembly.